Molecule: messenger RNA, 4591 nt
Organism: Xiphophorus hellerii (green swordtail)
Lineage: Eukaryota; Metazoa; Chordata; Actinopteri; Cyprinodontiformes; Poeciliidae
Gene: phactr4a
Product: phosphatase and actin regulator 4a
Exons: 15
Coding region: 365-3874 (1169 amino acids)
Biological process (GO): neural crest cell migration; actin cytoskeleton organization
Molecular function (GO): actin binding
Source: RefSeq, a predicted model, not a curated record
CAGUAUGUAAUCUAUCUUCGGAGGUUAACGUCCAAGUAUCCAUUGACAACAAAUUGUCGACAGAAAAAGCGUGAAUACUUUAUUUUAAAGUACGCGGAAGAAGUUUGCGGAAUAUUCAGCAGAUGUGUUUACGCUGUACUUUUCCCCUCCUGUUCUCAAAGUUAGUUUUGUGACUUAAUUAGACUGAAACCUAAUUCGUGGGAGCUAGUUCCGCCUUGUGCUCCCUGUGGGUCAUGGACAGCAGCGAGGAGUGUCAGGAGUAACCAGGACGCCGGUAGGAAACGCGUCUCCGGGUCUUGACGGUCCACCUCCACACAGUUAAAGUACUAGAAAAGGUACUAACGGCUGAGUUUUGGACACUGUAAUGGAAAAACCUGAUGAUAAGGUCGACUUGCAACAGAGCACACCAGGGUCUGAAGAAGGAAACUCCGGAGGAGGAGCCCCCCCAGCAAAGCGGAAAAGCAAAUUUUCCAUGGGAAAGUUCCUCAAGCCCUUUAGAUUUAAGAAGAAGAAGCCAAGUGAGAAGUUCUCUGAAACAUCUAAAGAAUUGGAAAGAAAGAUUUCUGUCAGAAAAUCUCGCAAUGAGCUGAUUGCUAGAGGAGUUUUAAAAGAGAUCCCUGAAAAUGGGAGCAACAAUGAAAUCCACCUCAAAGAUCCACCAGUUAAAAAUGGGCACCCUGUACAAACAGAUGCCGAUAGGGUGUCAGAAAUGGGAUAUCAAAAGGCUGACAUCAAGGCAAAUCCCAGUAGGUAUUCUCAAGGAGAAGACCGUCGCAUCAGAACACCAUCGGACUCUUCGCUUAUCCGGGCGCCUCUGGAUGUGGACAGAUAUGCAAAGUUGCCCAUGGAUGUAGACAGACGAAGCCGCAUUCCCUUGGACUAUGAUAGAAGAGGGUCUGACCCUCCACAAGAUGAUAGACCCAUUAAAGACAAGAAGAGGGAUGGCCAAGAUGGCCAAGCCAUUCGGGAAAGGAGGGAUCGAGACAACAAGGAGAGGAGGGAUCAAGACGACAGGGAGAGGAGGGAUCGGGAUGACAGGGAAAGGAGGGAUCGGGACGACAGGGACAGGAGGGAUCGUGAUCCGGACGAGAGGGAGAGGCGGGAUCGUAAUCCUGACGAGAGGGAGAGGCGGGAUCGUAAUCCUGACGAGAGGGAGAGACGGGAUCGUAAUCCUGACGAGAGGGAGAGACGGGAUCGUAAUCCUGACGAGAGGGAGAGGAGGGAUCGAGAUGAGAAGGACCGGAGAGAUCAUGAUCGGGACGAGAGGGACAAGAGAGAUCGUGAUCGGGACGAGAGGGGGAAGAGGGACCGCGAUCGGGACGAGAGGAGGGAUCAGGAUGAGAGGAGGGUUUCUGAUCGGGACGAGAUGGAGCGCAGAGAUCGGGACGAAAGGGAGAGGAGGGAUCGGGACGAGAGGGAGAAGAGAGAUCGGAAUAGGGAGGACAAGGAAAAGAGAGAUCGUGAUGAAAGAGAAUGGAGGGAACGGGAGCAGUAUGAAAAGGAAAAGAGAGAGCUUGAUGACAGAGAAAGAAAAGACAACAAAGAGCGAUGGCUUGAGCGUGACAGGAAGGAGAAUAGAGAGGAUAGAAAAGAUGAUAAAGUAAGAGAAGAUAGGGACAGGAAUUAUGCUCAGGUGGAGAGAGGUGAUAUCAGGGACAAACGGGAAGACCGGAUUAAGGAACAGGGAGAUGAACGUGAGAAAAUGGACAGAAUCUUGCCUGUCCCACGUUCAGUCCAUGACAUGGACUUGCGACCUCCAAUGCAGCGAAGCUCCUCAGAUGAUGACAAGAAAACUAUAUUGAACGUUGAACGAAGUUCCACGCUACCCAGAUAUAAACCAGGAGUCGAAUUCCGUGACCGCUCAGAGUCUGUCGGUGUCCGAUUGAUCCCUGACCAUUCCCCGGAGCAAGAUUCCCAAAAACAACUACCCCUACCCAAGCAAGCUUUGGUUCCCCCUAAAUUCCCCACUGGUCAUCUUUCCAAGUCCACCAGUUCGACCCUGUCCUUCUCUUCCUCGUCUUCUACCUCCUCCAGCUGUUCUGUUGAAGCUGCAAUUGUCAAGCCCCCAAGAACUGUCUCUCUCGUAGUAAAUGACCAACUUCAGCUGACUCUUGCUGGUGCUUUGUCAGCAGACUCUGACGCACCUCCCCCUGUUCCACCCCACACAAAGCAGCCCCCUGUCCCUCCCCAUGUCCAGCAGCCCCCUGUCCCUCCCCAUGUCCAGCAGCCCCCUGUCCCUCCCCAUGUCCAGCAGCCCCCUGUCACUCCCCAUGUCCAACAACCUCCUGUCCCUCCCCAUGUCCAGCAGCCCCCUGUCCCUCCUCAUGCUCAGCAGUCCUCUGUUGUUUUCAAGCUACCUCCUGUGCCUCCACCUAAACCCACCAACCGCAACAGCAAUCCUCCAGCGCUUGCUUCCUCCCUGAACAGGGCGCCUCAGGUCAGGCAGCCGUGCCCCUGGAGGGGCUCGGGACUUGAGCAGAGCCGGGCCGGCCUCUACCUCUCUCUGCCCGUGUACCUACGCCACAGGGCUGACCGGACCCGCUCAGCUGAGUUCUCUCAGGCCAGCGGCGGCUUGAACACCGUCAUUGCUCCCGCUAAGCGCUCCCCACCAAUCCCACCCAAAAGGACGACCCCCGUCAACAAGCACUACUCUGCAGACCCAUCCCUCCCCACUCAGGUUCCUGAGCCGCCCUCUGUUAACCCCGCAGUGCCCCUUGCCGUCCCUAAAGGUGGAAGCAGUGAGGACAGGACGCCCAUGACUGUCCCCCAGAGGAUGGCGGAGGCCGCGCUCCCGCUGCCCGCCCACAUACCCCCUUCUCCUCCCAGGGUGAAGUUGCUCCCUCCACCUCCUACCUCGUCUGCCGGGGCCGUUCCCGUCAUCCAGACGGACCUCCCCACCCCGACCAUGGAGCUGCCCGGCCAGCCUCCGGCCGUCCCGCUGCACAUCCUGAUCAAGAGAGCUCUGAACAGCCCUGGCGCAGUUCAGCCUAAUCCUGAGGGAUCCCAGAGGGCCCACUCACUGCUCUUUGAGCUUCCCCCAGAGGUCCCUGACGACCCUGAAGAGGCGCUGCUGAACUCGCGUCGCUCCCUCCCCGUCUUCAUCGAACCUCUGAGGCUACCAGAGGAUGAUGACUUUGACAUGGAGGAAGAGCUGCAGAAGCUGAAAGCUCAGCGGAUCCCCCAGCAGCCGGAGCUGGAACCCCGGAGCAGGAGGGGCCUGAUCGGAGACCCCAGGGUCACAGCUAUACCCGAACAGGGCGGCCACAAGGACGACUCAGACUCCGAUGGGCCCAUCCUCUACAAAGAUGACGACAAGGAGGAGGAGGAGGACGACGAUGAAGAAGGCCCUGCAAGUGGGCUGGCGAGCCGUGUGAAGAGAAAAGACACGCUGGCUCUGAAGCUGGAGAGGCAGGAGAAGUAUGAGCGAGAACAGAGGGAAGGCCAGGAGAACCAGGAGGGGAUGAGCUGGAGCAACAGGGAGCAGUGGGUGGCUGUGAGGAACAAGAUCGGCACCACGCUCACACGGCGGCUGAGUCAGAGACCUACAGCGGAAGAGCUGGAGCAGAGAAACAUUCUUCAAGCCAAGAACGAAACGGAUCGACGGCUGGAGCGAUCCGAGAUCAAACGGAGGCUCACCAGAAAGCUGUCUCAGAGGCCCACGGUGGCUGAGCUGCAGGCCAGGAAGAUCCUGCGUUUCCACGAAGACGUGGAGUCCACUCACGCCGAGGACUACGACCGGAGAGCCGACAAGCCGUGGACCAAACUCACUCCUGCUGACAAGGCCGCCAUCCGCAAGGAGCUCAACGAGUUCAAGAGCACAGAGAUGGAGGUCCAUGAAGAAAGCAAGAUCUACACCCGAUACCACCGGCCCUAGCUGCUCACAUCAUCAUGUAAAGCACUUCUGAAGAAGCAGCAGCAGCUUGUCCCAUUUCCUCCUGUAACCUGAAGAUGGCGCCAACGCUACCUGAAGAGUCUCAGGAUGGUGUUGGACUGUGGUGGAGUCUGCAGGAGACGGUGGGCCCGGUGGGCCCAGUGGGCGUUGCAAUGGCUCAGUGACUGAACCAGAGGGGGUCCCUCACCAUGAGCCGGUUCUGCCUUAACGCUCCUGAACACUGGUACCAGGCUGAGGCCAAACAUGAGACUGGUUCAGAACCAGCCUCUGAUUGACUGUUUUUGUUAAUCACAAUCCCAUAUCACUAGAUGAUUUUUGAUAAGAGCACCUUAUGCUUCCUAACGGGGUUGAAUGAAAACUUAGCCUUUAAUUCUUUGUUUAUAUUUGAGAUUUUUGAAAGCAGGAAAAUGUACAUAUUUUUCUCUUCCUGCCUGUUUUAUGGUACUUUAUAUAUGCUGCUCUAUAGCGGAUGCAGCUGUAUGGAACAAUAAUGUAGAUUUAAUAAACUUUAUAUUGUAAACUACUGACUGGAAAUGCUGACAUGUUUUAAUUGUUUAGUGUUUCUCUGAUGUCAUUUCUGAGCAUUAAAGGUACGGAUCCUUUUUCUUUUUUUGAUACAGAGCCUGUAAGCUGUGUCGUCUGCAAACACUGAAUAACUGAUCGAUCUGAUUAGAAAAUAAAAAAACAAUGAUUUAUGAA